AUGGCUAAAUUAAGUUGGUGCUUGCAACGCAAUAAAGUAGCCUUGUGGGUCAAAGUUCUUGGUGCAAAGUACAACAAUCCCAACCUUAGAACCAAUAGCUUCACCGACUUGGAGAGGUAUCCAAAAAGAAACAUUGGUAUUGCUUCAAGUCUCGAAGCCAAAUUUUGGGCUCUCCGAGAUGGCCUAAAUUUGGCUCUUGAUGAAGGCUACAGAAACAUUGAAGUGGAAACCGACUCCUUGCUUGUCAAACAACUCAUCAUGGAUAAAGAAAAUGCUAAUCACCACUUGAGUAAUUUAAUUCAUGAUUGCAAGUUCCUCUUAAAACAAUUGGGCGUCCAAAUGCUUAAUCAUAUCUACCGCGAAGGGAAUUGCUAUGCGGAUAUUUUAGCAAAUCAGGCCUCCCCUAUAGUCGAUAGCUUACAUAUUUUUGACUUUGCUCCCCCAUGUAUUGCUAAUCAACUGUAUGAUGAUGCUCGCGGGAUUAGUUAUCCCAGAACUUUGUACUAUUCUAUUUAA
Camellia sinensis is the source of this 516-nucleotide messenger RNA. The record is from RefSeq and is a predicted model, not a curated record. NCBI's taxonomy places the organism in Eukaryota, Viridiplantae, Streptophyta, Magnoliopsida, Ericales, Theaceae.